AUGAGCGACCAAAACAAAGUGGCUUACGACAUGGGCGAGGACACCUCCAUGUCGGACUACACGUGCUCAGAGGACGAGGGCGCCUCCGGGCGCCGGCUGGGAGCCGCGGGCGCCGCGUGCACCGAGGACGCCGCAAGGCAAAAUAAGGGAGGUAAGCCGCGGUCAGCGGGCUUGACAUUAAGGUACCGAACGGGAACGACCCAUAAACGGCCGUUGGCCGCCACAUCCGCGGAUGAGGACGCCCCGGCCGUGGCGCAUAAAGUGGCCUCCUCUUCGACGAGGGGCCGCGUUAGGCGCCCGGUAGGGGUUUACAGCUUCCUCAAGGAGGCAAAAGACUACUUAGCUGAUGGGGGGGAUAGUGAGGGGGAGGACCCCGAUCCAAGUUACCGCCCUCGCGGGAGGAUAGCGAGCCCCAUAGUGGCUUCAGCAAAAGCCUCUGACGACGGGACCACCGACGCCCUAUCCAGGGGCACGGUCGAGGCCCUCGCCGAGGAGGCUCUAAAAAGUGUAGAAAAGAUAAAGGAGGAAAUUAAGAAGAGCGGCCACCUAAAGGGUACCGUGUGGGGGCAAAUCAACCGGGCCACUAAAUGUGUUGUUGAAGCGGUCGAGGGCCUUCGCGACAUAACGCCUGAAGAAGAACAGCGUAGGCUCCGCGCGGACAAUGCUCGCCUCUCAAGGGAGCUGGAUAUUGUCCGCAACGAGCUGCGUGCCUUCAAACAGGCGUACGUGGAGUCGCAGCGGAAGUCCGCUGCAGCCCCGAGAGAAGCGACAGGGCCCCAGCAGCCCAACUUUGAGGAGGUGCUCAGAUGCGCCAUGGAGGAGAUGAAGGGGCAACUCCUACAGUCGGUAGGCGGGAUGAUCAAUGCCCGCCUACAAGACCUGGAGAUGCGCCUUCCUCCGGAGCCCGUCAUGAGGCCCCCUCUGCGUGCCGACCAACGGCAGCCGCCGCCGCCCCGUCACAAGUCCCGGUCGGGGCUCGUGGAGGGUGCCAUGGAGGUGGAUGGGGAAGCCCAGCCACCCCAGGCGCCCACACCCAGGGCGGUAAAGAAGGCGCCGAAGAAGGGCGCCGCAAAGCGGCCGACUGACCCCCCGCCUCCUCCUCCCUCCAAGGGAAAACAGGGGGCAGGACAGGCAGAUGCGACCCCUCCCCCCCCAACCGCUGGAACAAGCGGAGAGGGGGAAGCCCAGACGGGGACUGCGGGCAACUCCUGGUCCGAGGUUGUCCGGCGGAAGAAGAGGGGAAAUGCGGCUGUUGCUGCUAAUUCCCCCCCCUCAGCCGGAACAACCCGGCAGAUCGCCCCGGCCCCACCAAAGGCCGUUAAAAUCGUUGCCCCAAAAACCGCGGCCAUAGUGGUGACCCUCAAGAAAGGGGCCACCAUGACCACCGCGGAAGGGGCCACGACUGAUGCGAGAUACACCGAGGUCUUGGCAAAGGCCAGGUCCUCGAUUUCCCUGAGGGAAUUCGGUUUGGAGUCGGUCAGGAUCCGAACGAGCAUGACCGGCUCCAAACUGAUGGAGGUCGGGGGGACCACCCCCGAGGAAACCGCGGACCGUCUCGCCGCCGCCCUGGUGGAGGCAGUAGGCAGCUGGGCGGACAUCACCCGCCCAACCAAAAUGGCCGUCCUCAGGAUCACCGGUCUGGAUGACACGGUGACCACUGAGGAAGUGGCGGCCCAACUGGCAUCGGUCGGCGGGUGUCCCCCCACCUCCAUGAAAGUAGGUAAUAUCAGGCCGAGUUUCUGGGGCGGAGGCUCCGCCCUGGUCAAGUGCCCAGCGACUGCCGCUAAGGCAGUCGUGAAGGCGGGACGAGUGGCCAUCGGAUGGACGAUGGCCACCGUCAAAGCAGUGGAGGCCCAGCCAUUGCGUUGCUAUAAAUGCAUGAUGCUGGGCCACACUCGCGCUCUAUGCCCAGCGGAGGCAGAGAACGGGCGUCUCUGCUUCCGCUGCGGCAGUGAAGGGCACAAGUCGGCAGAGUGCGAGGCCCCCUGCAAAUGCACCGUGUGUGCAACGACGGGGCGCCCACACUCACAUGUGAUGGGGGGUGCCAAGUGCACACCCCCGUCGGUGAAGGGCAAAGCCCCGUCGUCGAGCAGAGUGCCUCGCACUCAGCCCCAACCGCACGGCAGCCGCAGGGCUGAAGAGGAAGAAAUGCAGGUGUCCUAA
Papilio machaon (common yellow swallowtail) is the source of this 2163-nucleotide messenger RNA. Its product is annotated as spermatogenesis-associated protein 21-like. Lineage: Eukaryota; Metazoa; Arthropoda; Insecta; Lepidoptera; Papilionidae. The record is from RefSeq and is a predicted model, not a curated record. Gene Ontology annotation, molecular function: nucleic acid binding; zinc ion binding. The coding region runs from base 1 to 2163 and encodes 720 amino acids. The transcript has a single exon.